CGCGAGAUUUCAGCACACUUCCUUUGCCGCAAGCAGUUAGCCGCUUAAGAACGGCAGGUUGUUUCUCAUGGGAGCACGAGAAGAGGUGUCUGUCCAGCUGCAGACACUGACGGGCCCGUCGGUUCCUCAUCCGCAACAUGGAGAAAAUGUCCCGGGUCACCACCGCCCUCAGCAGCAGCGCCAUCACCGGCCGGACGAUGUUCUGCCACCUGGACGCGCCCGCCAACGCCAUCAGCGUGUGCCGUGACGCCACGCAGGUGGUGGUGGCCGGGCGCAACAUCUUCAAGAUCUACGCGCUGGAGGAGGAGCAGUUCGUGGAGAAGCUGAACCUCCGAGUGGGCCGCAAGCCGUCGCUGAACUUCAGCUGCGCCGACGUCAUGUGGCAUCAGAUGGAGGAGAACCUGCUGGCCACGGCGGCCACCAACGGCGCCGUGGUCACCUGGAACCUGGGGAAGCCGUCCCGCAACAAGCAGGACCAGCUGUUCACCGAGCACAAGCGCACCGUCAACAAGGUGUGCUUCCACCCCACCGAAGUUUACAUGCUGCUGAGCGGCUCGCAGGACGGCUUCAUGAAGUGCUUCGAUCUGCGCAAGAAGGAGUCGGUCAGCACCUUCUCAGGCCAGUCGGAGAGCGUGAGAGACGUGCAGUUCAGUAUGAAGGACUAUUUCACGUUCGCCGCCUCGUUUGAAAACGGCAACGUGCAGCUGUGGGACAUCAGACGGCCGGACCGCUACGAGAGGAUGUUCACGGCUCACACCGGCCCGGUGUUCUGCUGCGACUGGCAUCCCGACGACAGGGGCUGGUUGGCCACGGGCGGCAGGGACAAGAUGGUGAAGGUUUGGGACAUGACCACGAACCGAGCCAAGGAGAUCUACUGCGUCCAAACCAUCGCGUCCGUGGCGCGAGUCAAAUGGCGGCCCGAGAGGAAGUUCCACCUGGCCACCUGCUCCAUGAUGGUGGACCACAACAUCUACGUGUGGGACGUGCGCCGGCCUUUCAUUCCCUUCGCCACCUUCGAGGAGCACAAGGACGUGACCACGGGGAUCGUGUGGCGCCACCAGCACGACCCCCACUUCCUGCUGUCUGGCUCCAAAGACAGCACCCUCUACCAGCACAUGUUUCGAGACGCCACGCGCCCCGUGGACAAGGCCAACCCCGAGGGCCUGUGCUUCGGACUGCUGGGCGACUUGGCCUUCGCGGCCAAAGAGAGCCUGAUCAGCAGCGACGCCAACAGAAAGCCGUACCCGGGCGGCGACCGCCGCUACCCCAUCUUCUUCUUCAAAAAGCCCGACCCCACAGAGCAGUUCGCGCACGUGUCCAGCGUGCUCAGCGUCUUCGAGACGGACCUGGACAGCAACCGCAUGGACUGGUUUGUGAAGACGGCUCAACUCUACCUCCUCAGCGGGAAGCCGUUCGCCGAGCUGUGUGAUCACAACGCCAAGGUGGCGCGGGAGCUGAAGAGGCCGCAGGUUUCCACUACAUGGACCAUGCUGAGAAUUAUGUUCUCAGACCCAGCGAACCUCAGCACACCUGGCCUGAACCAGAGCUUCAGUAAACUCGGCACGCUGCCUCUAAUGAACAGCUUCAGUUUGAAGGAGAUGGGCUCCGGAUUGGGGACGGAGGGCAGGCUGGAGCGCAGUAAAGGCGAGAACAGGCAGGACAUCAUCCACCUGGAGCCGGGGAACUCGCACAUCAGCAAUAAUAACGAAGAAAACGAGGAGACAGAAGGCAGCGAGGGCCAGGCUGAGUACAUGUUUGGAGACGCGGAGCUAGACGACGACGACCUGUAUUCCAUGGAGCACGACAACCAAACAGAGGAGCAGGAGUACACUCUGCCCCAGGAGGCCUUCCAGCUGCGCCACGAGAUCAUGGACCACCCGUCGGCCCCGGAGCACCUGCAGCAGGACAAGGCCGACUCGCCGCACGUCAGCGGCAACGAGGCGGAGGUCACCUGCCUCACGCCCAUCGAGUCCUUCUCGCUCAUCUCCAUCUCGCAGCCGCUGUACAGCCCGCACCUGCCCGCCAGCUUCUUCUGCCCCAUCGUGCGGGAGAUGCUGACCUACUACGCCGAGAAGGGCGACGUGCAGAUGGCCGUGUCGGUGCUCAUCGUGCUGGGCGAUCGGAUCCGCAAAGAGAUCGACGACCUGACGCAGGAGCACUGGUACAUGUCCUACAUAGACCUGCUGCAGCGGUUCGAGCUGUGGAACGUGUCCAACGAGGUCAUCAAGUUGAGCACGUGCAGCGCCAUCACCUGCCUGAACCAGACCUCCACAACGCUGCACAUCAACUGCAGCAACUGCAAGAGGCCCAUGAGCAACAAGGGCUGGAUCUGUGACAGGUGCCACCAGUGCGCCAGCGUGUGCGCCGUGUGCCACCACGUGGUGAAGGGGAUGUUCGUGUGGUGCCAGGGCUGCAGCCACGGCGGACACCUGGAGCACGUGAUGAACUGGCUGAAGAGCAGCGCCCACUGCCCGGCCGGCUGCGGCCACCUGUGCGAGUACACCUGAGCCACCGCCGCCUCCCCCUGCUGGAGCGGGAAGCAAGAGUCCUCGCCCCGGCCCGGCAUCGCCACCGUCUGCCUGCCGCUGUGGAAGAGAAGGUUUACAGAGCCUCUCCUGGACCGAUACUCAAGGGCAAAUACAAUCAUGUUCAUCCAGAUUUGAAGUUUAGCCGUUUCUUUUUGUGGAACUACUAACCUCAUUCACACCUGCAGUCGGAUGCUUCGCAAUCAGAUAAAGCUUGACAGUCAGGGCAGAUCUGAUUGGCCGAAGCACUUCCCACAAGGUUUGAAAGACUCUUUGUGAAGAGAAACAUCGUAAGCAGAGGUUGUGUUUUUUCUGGAGUGAAAUCGUCAAAUUUGAAGUUGUGGCUUCGUCUCGUUCUAACUUGAAUCAGACAUGCAUUUAAUGCCGGGUGUGAAUGUGCAGGGAGACGUUUCAGAGUGUAUUUUCCUGUAUUUCUCCCCUUCUUGGUUUUACUAAAGAGAUUGUUAAUGUUUGUACAUAUUGAAUAUUUUUAAAGUACUGUAGAUCAUGCUGCAAUAAUUUAUAUUCUGAAGAGAAACCGCUCUUGAUUAAAGCAAUACAGGUUGAA
This is a messenger RNA of Salarias fasciatus (jewelled blenny), 3093 nucleotides long. It is a transcript of the gene wdr24, whose product is annotated as WD repeat domain 24. The coding region runs from base 138 to 2507 and encodes 789 amino acids. Gene Ontology annotation, molecular function: protein binding. The record is from RefSeq and is a predicted model, not a curated record. Gene Ontology annotation, biological process: cellular response to amino acid starvation; positive regulation of macroautophagy; positive regulation of TORC1 signaling. The transcript is spliced from 11 exons. Gene Ontology annotation, cellular component: cytosol; GATOR2 complex; vacuolar membrane. NCBI's taxonomy places the organism in Eukaryota, Metazoa, Chordata, Actinopteri, Blenniiformes, Blenniidae.